Messenger RNA from Sphenostylis stenocarpa, 1143 nucleotides. Lineage: Eukaryota; Viridiplantae; Streptophyta; Magnoliopsida; Fabales; Fabaceae. The record is from the annotation of a GenBank genome assembly.
AUGGCUCCAGCCACCUCUUCGCCUUCCGCUCAGAGGCAUGUAGGCUUCAGCCGCCGCACGCAGGCGCCGUGCCAGCUUCAGGACUCGCGUCGCCAGCUCCACGACGACUCGCCGCCGGCUAAGAAGUACCGGAUGAUGUCGGACAUAAUGGCGCGCGCUCGGUAUGCGGUGGUGGAGAAAGAGACUUACAGUGACCUGUUGUGCGAGCAAUGUGGCUCCGGAGAGCUGUCGGAGGAGCUGCUUCUCUGCGACAAAUGCGACAGAGGCUUCCACAUGAAAUGUGUGAGGCCGAUUGUCGUUAGGAUUCCGAUUGGAUCGUGGCUUUGUCCUCAGUGCCAGGGAGGGAAGAGAGUCCGGACUUUCUCGCAGAAGAGGAUAAUUGAUUUCUUCGGGAUUCGAAGGAGUUCUUUUGAUGCUAACGACAAGCGUUCUUCUCAGGAUGCCAAGAAGCGUCGGAAACGUUCAAGACCUCUGGUGUUACAUAAGAAAAAAAGGAGAUUGUUACCAUAUGUUCCUACAAAAGAUCCAACCCAGAGAUUAAAACAGAUGGGUUCUCUUGCUUCUGCCUUAACAGCAUUAAAUAUGGAAUUCUGUGAUCAACUCACAUACUUGCCUGGAAUGGCUCCUAGAUCUGCUAAUCGAGCGGCCCUGGAAAACGGUGACAUGCAGAUUCUUUCCAAGGAAGACAUGGAAACCGUAGAACACUGCAUUGCCAUGUCUAAACGAGGCGAAUUUCCUCCCUUUAUGGUUGUUUAUGAUACGCGUCAAGGCUAUACUGUUGAGGCUGAUGACCUAAUCAAGGAUAUGACAGUUGUUGCUGAAUACGCUGGUGAUGUGGAUUACCUUUACCACCGGGAACGUGAUGAUUGUGACAGCAUGAUGACCCUUCUUCUUGGAAGAGAAAGUUCUCAAACUCUUGUUAUCUGUGCUGAUAAACGUGGAAACAUCGCUCGCUUUAUCAGUGGCAUAAACAAUCAUACACAGGAAGGUAGGAAAAAGCAAAACUGCAAAUGUGUGAGAUACAACGUCGAUGGUGAAUGCAGGGUCUUUUUGGUUGCUACUCGUGAUAUUUCUAAGGGAGAAAGGCUUUAUUAUGAUUAUAAUGGUUAUGAGUAUCAAUACCCUACUCAUAAUUUUGUCUGA